Messenger RNA from Salmo salar (Atlantic salmon), 1914 nucleotides. RefSeq names its product testis expressed 45. Lineage: Eukaryota; Metazoa; Chordata; Actinopteri; Salmoniformes; Salmonidae. The record is from RefSeq and is a predicted model, not a curated record.
UUUCCAUGGUGAGACCACUGCAUUUUCUUUCCACAGUUCUAAAAAAAGAGAGAGAACCAUUUCAGGAAAGGCACAUUGAUGUAAGGAAAAAGACAACACAGGAAGAAGUAAUAACAGUCCAAGAAGUGCUAUGGCUGUAAGCACAUUGAUUCAAGCCCCCUUGAUGGGAAAGGACUUCCUUCAGUCCUCACACAUUCCGUUUUGGGGCGGCGACAGUUGCGAUGGCCUUGACGAGGCAUUUAAGACCACCUUCCAGACAGACUUCAACUCCUUUGCUACCCUUCCGAAGAGAUUCGCCAUCUCUCGCCCCAUCCCUGCCCAGGUCGAGCACAAAGACCUGCGUCGGAUCAAGGAGUAUCUGACCGAAGCGGUCAAGUCAUAUCCCCACCACCCACAGAUUCCCCUCAGCCGCACACCUGCUUGGACUAAGCUGUGCACCAACUUCCAGAUGCAUAAAGACCCCAGGCAGGUCAACUUCCUCACCACCCAGGCAGAGGGCUUCCAGCCCCUGGCCUCAACCCACACCAUACCCAUCCGGCCAGUCAUGGCCAUUAAGAAGAAACAGCUGGAGGAGAAGCUUCCUGUGACCACUCAUAAAGCUUCAUUCACCCCAUACAAUGUGUCGCCCAUUGUCAAGGCCAAGGUCAAACACCUAGGGCGAGAACCCACCUUUAAAUGGGACAGGGAUGGCCAACACUUUGACUCCCACCACAACGAUGCAUUCCAGGGACAAUGGCACAGCCCACCUCAACCUGUGGAGAAGCAAAUCCACUCAUCAGUGGCAAUGGGAGACCCACAGAAGAAUCUGGAAACUGAAACCACCCAGGAUGUGUCCUUUAGACACCCUGGCAAUCCUAGUCCAGUCAAUGUGAAGGAACGUUUGAAGGUCAAUCUUGGGGAUUUCUCUGAAAACAAAUGGACAUCUACAAUGGCUGAUGCGUUUCGCGAGGCCAAGUCAGCCCCUGUUCUACUGAUGCAGAUGAACAAGACUCUCAGCUCAGUCCCCAGAGGGGACACUGAUCCUGGGCGCAACCGACUGAGGAUGAUGGCCACAACCAACGGCUUUUUCUUCUCUGAGCGAAACCACAGAGAGCGGCCGGUGCAUUUCAGUGGCGCCAACGUGAGGACCAGGAGCAAUGUGGAGUUGGGCCGACCCAGUCUGGGAGGCCUGUUCUACAGCACCGCAGCCCAGGAAGACUACCCCAAGAGGGACAUACAUCGAGCUAGGCCGCAUACCCAUCCCUCUGGCCAUGUGCUGACCGGCCAAGAGCCUGGAACAGCCUCAACUACUGUUCAAAGGGACUACCUCCCACUAAAAUCCAGGAGACAGGAACUUAGCCCAAAACAACUUCAACAGAUUAAAUUCAGCCACAUCACCGCUCCCUACAAUGAGCAACACUUCACCACGACCCAUAAGGAGGCUUUUGGGCCCAAGCCUCUCUCCAGGAACUGCCCGGACAACCCACCUAGACAACACAUUAGCCACAUGCCUUUCUAAAGAGACCAAAGAGCUGCCUUAUCAAAACUCACUUACACAAAUAAAGCAUUUACUCUAUAUAUUUAAGGGACAUUUUGGGGAUAUGCAAGGGAAAAGCUCUGGUGCAAAACAAUUGCUUACUUUUUUGGAAGAAAUAGGCCUACGCUUGAAAUGUAUGCUUUAUUCAAUGCUUUGUUUGUUUAUUGAGCAAAUGGCCUGGUGAUAUGGAGCAACUGCUUACCUCUAUUGACUAAACAUGUACAUUUGACUGCCUACACAUGAUCCAAUAAAUGUGGAAAUAAAAGCCCAUGGGUCACCUUUUGGUAACUUGUUCCCAGAUCUGUCAUACCAUACAAGUCUUAGGCAUGACAGCAACAAUAGGAGUUGGCUAUACACAGUACUUAUACCUGGGACCGGGCUAAUCUUUUAGUGUGUUG